Molecule: messenger RNA, 4797 nt
Organism: Onychostoma macrolepis
Lineage: Eukaryota; Metazoa; Chordata; Actinopteri; Cypriniformes; Cyprinidae
Gene: disp3
Product: dispatched RND transporter family member 3
Exons: 21
Coding region: 293-4312 (1339 amino acids)
Cellular component (GO): membrane
Source: RefSeq, a predicted model, not a curated record
GAGCACGCUCAACUCAGUGAUGCUGUCAACAUACAGUACAGAGACACAACAGAAGCAGUGCAAACAAACAGCUGCCAGCAUAACGCAAAGCAAGCCAAAAAAAAAAAAAAAAAGAAAUCCCUCAGUGACUGAAAUAUAAGGAGUCUUGUGGUACACUAAGAUUUCAUGAAGUAGUUUGUGGUGUUUACAUUAAGAAACAAAGACAAGUGCUUUGACUGCAGGGCUGACUGACUCGCUGGCAAAAAGGAAGUGCAAACCUUCAGGUCCAUCCACCAGUGACUCAGUGGCUGCCAUGGAUUCGGAAGAUGAACCCUUGUUGCUCCAAGGUACCUGGAACCUAAGUGAGUUUGAAGAGCAAGAGGAGGAGGAAGAGGAGGAGGAGGAGGAGGAGGAGGAGGGGGAGGGAGAAGGAGGAACAGAACAACCAAAUGGAAAUGAGCAGGUCUGUAAAGGGUUGUGGUGGGCUUUCGGCUGGGUGUACACGCAACCCUGGGCGAGCGGACUGGUUCUGGCCGUGGGAUUUCUGGUACCCUUUGCCCUCUCGGCUUAUAUGUUCCUUCGCUGUGAACCGCUAGACAUUGACCUUUCUUACAGCGCAUUCGAGGUCAGGAGUCAUGCCUCAGCAGAACGUUUUGACGCUCUCGCCAUUGCCCUGAAAAGUCAGUUGGGGUCUUGGGACAGGCACAGGCGUGACGCCGAGGGAUUUGACCUUGAAGCCAAUGCUCUGAGGGACCUUUUUUUGCUCAUGGUAAACAGAAAAGGGAAGGACGUCUCUACAAUGGUGAAUGUCACAGAACCUGCAGGGAUCUUGGGACAGAUUGAGACGGGGGCACACAGUGACAACAGAUGGUUUGGAAAUGAGAAAAACAACAAGACUAAAGAGGAAAAGACAGAAUCUGUAGCAGUAAGCCUCAAUUCAAGUGAUGUUGGAGAUCACAGGAAACUAGACUCACCCUUAAUGAGGAAGCGAAGAUUUGCGGGUUACUCCUACCUCCAGACCCAGGCUCUGUGGAGGAUAGAGCUAGUGUUCGUGGCCCAGGGCGACAAGGAUAACAACAUCUUCACCCCUGAACGCCUUCACACCAUACAUCAUGUAGAGAGACUUCUAAUGCAGCACCCUCAGUUUCAACAGUUCUGCUGGAAGCCACUGGAGGCGUUGCGAGACUUGCCUUUGGGACCUUCCUUCUGCUCCCCUCCAAGCUCCCUCCUGUCCUACCUCUUUCCUAGUGAGCGUGGGGGGAAGAUCUACUAUGAUGGAAUGGGACCUGAUCUAGCCGAUAUACAUGGUGCCCUGAGCUUGGCCAUCACUCAUCCGCAAUUUUACUGGUACGUUGAUGAGACACUCACACCGGAUCAGCUUCAGUCCUCUCUUCUUCGCAGUGAGAUACAUUUUGGAGCUCCUCUCCCCUCCUUCUACUCUCUUCAAGACAGACCUCUAGAACAGAGACAUCUCUUCAGAGACUUUGUGGUGCAGUAUGCGGACAUCCUCUCACAACAAUCCACCAGUAAAGUGAAGGUAUUGUAUGGAGGUACGGAGUUAUUUGACGAUGAGGUGCGGAAGACCUUCCACAGUGACAUGUUGCUGGCUUUGUUCAGUGGGGGAUGCAUUACUGUCCUUGUGUACGUUCUCACCUCAUUUUCUGUGUUUCUGACAUUCUUUGGCUUGGCCAGUAUUGGUCUGAGCUGUCUCGUGGCACUCUUCUUGUAUCAUGUGGUGUUUGGAGUGCAAUAUCUCGGCAUUCUCAAUGGAGUGGCAGCUUUCGUCAUCAUAGGCAUUGGUGUGGAUGACGUGUUUGUGUUCAUCAGUACGUUCAGACAGUCAGCCCACCUGACUUGUUCAAUGCAGCGUAUGAUUUACACAAUAAAGACAGCAGGCCGAGCCACGUUCCUCACGUCCUUCACAACAGCAGCAGCAUAUGCUGCAAACACCUUCUCACAGAUCCCAGCGGUUCAUGACUUUGGUCUGUUCAUGUCUCUCAUUGUGAGCUGCUGCUGGCUUUGGGUGUCCAUACUCAUGCCUGCUGCCCUUUGCAUCUGGAGCCAGUGCGGAGCUGCCCAUGCCAACACCUGUCCCAAAUGGUGGAGCACUCUAACUAAACUGUCCACCAGCCCCAGUCCGCUCUCAGAUGAAGAUGAUGUUGCUCUAAUAACGGUAGAAAUGGAACCAGGUGUGUAUGACUCUGAAUCAGAUGCGGUGCUGCUGUCGCUCUCGGCUGAAUCUCCUUUGGCAGUGUCCACUGAGGGCAGUGUAGGGGUGGUCAGCGCUCACCUUCAGAGGCUCCUGAGACACUGGGUGGCAGAGCCUGUAGUGGAGAAACGGAAAACCAUUAUAGGUGUGUAUGUUCUGGUACUGCUGGGCUCGGUGUGGUGCUGUUGUCUCCUGCGGCCGGCCAGUCACGCGCCUGUGCUCUUCCACAGAGACACCAACCUGCAGACACUGCUGGACCUGCGCAGCAACCUCAGCGCCCAGGGCAUCGCCUGCCAUAUGUGCUCGGGUGUUUUUAUGGAGCGACCUCAUAAUCUGCACAGCACUGCUGACUUCACAAGCUCUACCUCAGGGAAUCAUCCCACAAUUCCCUCAAACCAGACCAAGCCAGCAUCCAAGACGAACAGCACACAGAUGCUCGCAGGUGGUCUGCUUACUGUAUAUGUGUUUAAACUGGAGCUGGGCUCUGCUGUUCCUCUAUAUCGUUAUUCACUAAGUGCCAGUGUACCUGCACCCUGGCAGGCAUCAUCGUCUACACACGGGGAUGUGCCCUUCUUUCAGGCCUACAGCAGUCCCCAUAGCAACUUCAGCACACGGAUGAGCGUGUGCGUUUCUCACGCGUAUCACCCGCGGCCGCGCUGGAUGCUGACUCUGCGCUCGUGUGACGCCAGCCGGCGCUGGAGAUCAGAGUUUGAUUUCUACGUGGCGUCGUUCGAGCAGCAGCACAGCAGGAAGCUGUAUUUUGCCCAGCACACGAUCAGCCCGUACCCCAGUCGUGUGUGUGAGGGGCCGCCGGGGUGUGUGUUCAGCUCUGGACCGGAUGGACCCACUCAGGGCAGCUUCUACGCACCUCUACCUGCAGCUCCUACCCAGGUUAAAAUCUCCAGGACCUCCGGCUUUAACCCCUGCAGUGGAGGUCAGUGUGGGAAACCAGCAGUGCGUCCUCUAGUGGACACCGGAGCCAUGGUGUUCGUGGUGUUCGGCAUACUGGGCAUCAACCGCACUCAGCGCUCAGACAACCAUGUUAUUGGAGACCUGGGUAGUGUGAUCUAUGAUCCAGACUUUGAUGUUUUUAAUGAGAUCGGGCACUUGUGCAAGCUGUGCAAAGCCAUCAGUGCCAAUACCAAGCUGGUGAAGCCUGGUGGAGCUCAGUGUUUGCCAUCAGGUAACAGCCUCACAUCCAUCCUGCCGUUACUCCAUCCUGAGUGUCACUCUCUUCCGGAGCCCAAUCUGUUGCCUGGCCAGCUAUCCCAUGGUGCAGUGGGCAUGCAGGGUGGUAGAGUGCACUGGAUCUCUAUGGCUUUUGAAUCAACCACCUACAAGGGAAAGUCUUCAUUUCAGACUCACUCUGAUUUCCUCCAAUGGGAAAGCUUCCUGCAGAAGCAGCUCACAUCACUCCCAGCAUCCUCAGCUCUGAGACGAGGCUUCCAGACCUGCCAGCACUGGAAACAGAUCUUCAUGGAAAUUAUAGGUGUAGAGAGCGCCCUCUACAGUCUGCUGCUGUCACUUGCCAUUUGCAUAGCGUCAGUAGCUGUGUUUACUGCUCAUCUGCUGCUGCUGCUGCCAAUCCUGCUGAGCAUUCUGGGUAUGGUGUGUCUGGUGGUGGCGGUGAUGUAUUGGCUGGGAUGGGAGAUGGGUGCAGUUGAAGCCAUCUCUCUCUCCAUAUUGGUGGGCUCUUCGGUGGACUAUUGCCUUCAUCUAGUGGAGGGAUAUUUACUGGCGGGGGACACUGACACCUCAGGAGUGGCUGAUCACAGUUCGGAGUCCUCCAUCAAACGGCAGACACGGGCCCUUGAAGCAGCCAAUCACGUGGGCGUUGCUAUAGUUUCCAGUGCCGUGACGACGGUGAUUUCAACCAUUCCGCUAUUUUUUUGUGUCAUCGUACCUUUCGCCAAAUUCGGUCAGAUUGUGGCCAUCAACACGGCCAUUUCCAUCGCCUUCACGCUCACCGUCACGACCGCGCUGCUGGCCACGAUGGGACCCGGCGACUUCACCCGUCCUCCCAGAGCCGUGCUCAAAGCCGCUCUGGUGGUCCUGAUCGUGGGGGUCUGUGGAGGUGUGCUGUGGUGGACCGGAUCACAGUUCGCUCCGGACACACUGAUCUGAAUCCAGGAAGCAGGUGGAUUUCAAGAGAGCGACCGUGAUUAUUUGAGACGACAUGUGUGAACUCUUUGGGAAGCAGGUUUGGGAAAAUGAAGUAUUUAACAUACAGUGGUGGCCAAAAUGAUUAGAACACUAGUAUUUUCAGCAGCUAAUAAAUGGUUUUAAGUCAGUUAUUUCUAUAGUUUACAGUCUGCAUGAAGGUAGCAGAUGUGGGAAAUGAUGUCGGACACAUUUAGAUGAAUAACUAUCAAGAAUCGCUCUGUCAGGGACUUGUGUUUAAUGUUAAUGUAUGACUAAAAGAGCUGACUAUUCCUCGGUGUUUUCUAUUUUAUUCACAACUUGGACUGGAGUGACUCGGAGGGUCGUGAGGACGUGUCUUAUUUCGGUUCAUGUGUGACGAGGCCCUGAAGUCUCAGCAGAGGAGAACAUGAAUUCUGUGAAUUCAUCUCGUGUGUGACACCCGGACAACACUGGAGGAGAAAGAACGU